This is a messenger RNA of Macrobrachium nipponense, 861 nucleotides long. RefSeq names its product protein enabled homolog. NCBI's taxonomy places the organism in Eukaryota, Metazoa, Arthropoda, Malacostraca, Decapoda, Palaemonidae. The transcript is spliced from 4 exons. Bases 1 to 861 code for a protein of 286 amino acids. The record is from RefSeq and is a predicted model, not a curated record.
AUGAUUAUUCCUCCUCCUCCUCCUCCUCCUCCUCCGUCUUCUUCUCAGUUUCCUCCUUCUCCCCCUCCUACUACUACUACUACUACUACUACUUCUCAGUUUCCUCCUCCUCCUCCUCCUCCUAAUUCCGCUUCUUACUCACUCGACUCCUCUGCUUCCCCGACGAAAAGCAAUUUCAGAUCUACUUCAUCCAGGGAGAAGGAAAAGUGGCAGCAGCCAAGAAGUUUCACUAAUCAAGAGGAAACUGGAGAAAAGAGGAGCAAUUUGAAAGAUGGGUCGUUAGAGGGAUAUGCCCAAAAAUAUUCGCAGAAGCUUCCGCGAGCAUCAAUGAAGACAUCUACUUCAAUUAACACAUCAAUGAAAAGUGAUUCAAUAGAUAACAUCACUGACGUCCUGAUUUCUUCUCUGUCCGCUCGGAGGGCAUUCAAGAGAAGGGAUACCAGAGGAAAGGGCCUCCAAGGGCACCACGAUACCCUACGGGCAAGACGAGAUGACUUUUAUGUUCCUCGCGAGAGGGCCUACCCAUCCCUAGAGAGGGAAGAUCAACGAAGGGAUGAUGGCGAGGCUUUGCAAGACGCAAUAAAAACCAACAUCAAGAAGGGGCUGUCCUCCAGGUGUUCUUGCCACAGGACGCUGCUGCUCUCUCUUCCUCCUCCUACAAGCCAGCCAGGCCUACGAAGACGCCCAACCACAAGCUUUCACCUUCCCUUGUCCUUUCGCGGUGCCCGUGGGCGACGUCCGGGCAUCAGGGGAGGAUAUAAUAAAAGAGGGAAAGGAUUUUUCGUGCGAGCGUUCGUUCCGAUGAGGGUACGUUCAAAUGGAGAAAGGAUAGGGGCGGGGGAGGAUUUAGGGGGGGACUAG